This is a messenger RNA of Asterias rubens (European starfish), 3147 nucleotides long. RefSeq lists its product as uncharacterized. The record is from RefSeq and is a predicted model, not a curated record. Lineage: Eukaryota; Metazoa; Echinodermata; Asteroidea; Forcipulatida; Asteriidae. The transcript has 4 exons. Bases 1422 to 2204 code for a protein of 260 amino acids.
UUCCUUUCUCUAUGUGCUCCAUGUGCUGAUAUUUUGUAGUUGUAUGCAUUGCUCAUCACCGCUUCAGUCAAGCAAAAGUGUUAACUCGUUAGCAAGUUAAGUUUCUACCUUGAAAAGCUUUGAGUGACUAAAGAAAAGAAUGAGGCUUAAUUCCCAACAUCUUAAGAGCUCUAGUUUUAGAAGAAUUUGAGGUGUCGGAACUUCAGCAAACUACUCUUUCUUCAUUUGCACGAAAAUCAUCAGUGGAGGUGUGAAUGCCCAGCUAGCUGCACUGUAGAUAAGAACAUAAUUAUGUAGGAAUGACUGCAAGCUCUAUCAGGUUUUUCAUAGGCAAACUUUUGACAUCAGUGAGAAAAUAGACUUGCAAUUGUUAGCAACAAGGAAUGCAUUACUGAUCAAUGGUGUUGUGCACCUCUCCACUGAUGUUUGAGGCCACGCAUUAUUCUUAUGCAUGAGUUUACAUAAGGAUCGGCAGUGUAAUUGCAAAGUGCACAAGAUCUUUUGAAGUGUGUCGUCAAAUUAAGUGCCCAUGAGGUGCUGCUAUUGACACAGAACUGGAGAAGCAAAUUACUGUUCGUGAUUUACACUAGCAUCGGUAUUUAACAAUGCAGUGUGUGCGCAGUGCGGAAUUCCUACAUUAAUUGAAUCAAAACAGCAGUGUGGUGAUCAUGAGUGAAACACACAAACUGAAUACUCCUCGAAUGUGUCUUCCAUUUUGGCAUUUCAACUAAGUGUCAAAUAUUUGCUGUGAACUUGCAGUCUGUGGUGGUUACUCGGCACGCCAUCCAAGCUUAAGUGUGCAGUGGAGUGUCAGAGACUGCAGCCGUCUGAGUUAUAGACCAUUGAGACUAAUUCAUGUAUCUAAAUCAAAGAGGGCAUAGUGCAUUCAUAAACCACUCACACAUGUGUAGUGUAGUUGAGGAGGCUGUUAAUGUUGCCUUGAUGGACCUGGGAGCACGACAGCAACAUAAAACUUGGUGGUUGAAUGCAUGGAGGAUCGCCCAUGAAAUGGUUAGAGAGUUUUUAUUUUUGGACUUGGAUUGAGGCUGCACUGUAAGAAUCCAUAAAUAAUUUGUUAUUUUUGUGGACGUGUUGUUUGUUACUUAGCCAUCAUACAAUACCUCACGACGCAUUGUACAACCGCGACAGUUUAUUGAUUUCUGCAGCUAGUUUUCUUGUUGAGUCAGAGUGUGACACUCGAAAUGUCUGCAUUCACCAUCAACGUUUGGUCAGACACUUGCAUCAAUGGAUCUUGAAAUCUUCACAAGUCUUGUUGCAGUGACAUUCAACUAAAGGAGGAACUAAAUGCAGACAAUUUAGGCAUCAAGUGUUUCUGAAAAAGGAACUUUACUAAAGCCUUUCUGAACUAUAAAAAGUGUUGAGAUGAAGAUCUUUGUGAACUCCUCCUUUACUUUAUCAGCAUGACCCUUAAAUUACCUGUAAUUAAACAAUUGUGGUGUUUGGAAGCUAUCGAGGCGCAGUAUAAGAAUUCUCUACAUCGGGACAGACAGAGGUCAAAGUGCAGUUCCUCCAACUCGCCCUACAAUACUGGCCAGGACCUGAAUGCCAGCGGUAGUUUCAGCUCAUCCCAGCAGGAGAGUAUCACCAACAACAACAGACCUGUACCCUCAACAGAAAACAGUUACCGUCUACUGGAGAGGAAACUAGAACGAGAACGAGAGAAGAGGACACACGGGGAAGCGCCACCUCAGCCGAGUAGAUUAGAUUCCAAAGUCUUGCCAGAAGAAACAAGUCCAUCAGCGAUGGACAUCCGUCGUAACGGCUUCCGCCUUACCGGCAAAAGCACCAAUGCAACUCGUACUGCCGCUGCCGAUCAGAGCACCACUAGCAGCGGAUCUUACCGGACCGCAUCCAACAAGGAUGUCCUCUCUAGUAUGGGUACACUGACGGUAGCAGCCACACCGUCCUCUGCAGCUCUUAGGGGUCAAAGUGUUGGGUUCAGAGGUCGUGACCGUAGUACAAGGUCACCAACGCAGAGGAGUAAAACCAGGGGUAGUACGGUGUUACCUUUAACCGGAAAUGACAAGAAUAAGAAUGGCAGAUAUCCCUAUAUUGACCCAGUCCAUAGUGCUUCCCCGUCCUUUCAACAAAGAUUGACUGAACUUGCUGCAUUAGAAAGUGAUACUAUCCGAUACGAAAGAACUAAACGGAUCAAGAAAAGAUCUAAACAAGAAAACCAAUGACAGAGGAUCUGUACUCUGCUCAACUGAAAUCGUUUCCCUCUGUGAUGAAAUAAGAUGUUUUGCUUAGCGCCUCCAGUCAAGAUAUAUCUAUGGAAGUCCGCCUCGGAAUUGGCGGCUACAGCUAGAUUUCCACGUCGUCAUGCAAUGAAAUACAGGACGUCCUUAGCAACACCCUUAGUAACAGCUGUAGCCGUAGAUGUAGAUGCCAAUUCGGAUACAGCCGAAGAAAGAUUGAAGUAAAGAGAACGACCGAUGAUGGUCAAACUGAAAUAGGGAUGAACUGAAUUCUUUUAUCUGAGAGUCAAAAUGAGAUCCGGUUUUCUUACAAUAUCAAGAAAUUUCUUAGACGAACUUCCAUGAAACACUGAUGCUUAUCUUUGUUGAUUACAAAGAAUGGUCAUCUAUUUAUAUGAGCUGCAUAGCUUUCUGAGUGUUUAAGGAAAGCAUCAAGAACUACACAUUUCUCACAGCAUCACAAAUGUAAACAUUUCAAUCAUCUGCUUGUUGAUGUUUCUCAUUUUCAUGUUCAAUUUUUUGUGCCAAAUUUUCCAACAUGGACAAAUGGAGGAUUGUUGCAUGCCCCGUCACAUCUCACAUGAUUUCAAAUGAGAAAUAGAGAGCUUUGAGCAAGAAUAUUUCACGCACUGUUUUAAUGUUAUUGGGAACACCACUUGCAUUCUUAUGCACUAACAAAAAGAGAUGAUGUGCACUGCCCAUUUUUGGUUAGUGUUGAUGUUUGUCGCCAUCUAGUGUUUAUUUUUGAACAGUGUAGCCAAUACUCAUUUGCUUCCGAGUGUGACUGACUAUUGUAUUGGUUGCUUAAAGCACUGGUCCUUGCUCUAUGGUUAAAGUGUACAAUGUUGAGUGGAGAGAGGAAGUUACCAGGCUGUGUUGAAUGGCUAUUCAUGUAAAGUUUUGUUAAUAAUACUACACUCAUAGAGUG